GCAAUGCUCCGCCAAUGGGGUAUGGAGCCGUGGCCCCUCACAGCGGACAAGUUGCGUGCUCUUGGGGCGACGCUGAAGGCAGGCAAGUAUCGAUCGGCAUCCAUGUACUUAUCGGCGUACCGGGUGGAAGCUGAGCGUCGAGGUUGCCACCUUGCGGGCACUAUGGUGCAGGUGCUCAAGGACGCCACGCGGUCGUGUAAUCGAGGCCUUGGGCCGCCUGUCCAAGCGUUGCCGUUCACUUUCGCGGACUUCCGGAAUUUACCGGGCAGCGAUGAUCCCUGGGUCAGAAACGGGCCGGUCGGCCCACGGAACUGCCUUGUAGGGGGCGUGUGGUGGCUUACCCGGGAGGUGGAGCUCAGCACGGCCCGCGCUUGCUUGGUGCGCUUUGUGGGUGACGGGGCAGAAUUGGUCACAUCAUGGUGUCUGCCGGCAUCCAAGAACGACCCGUCUGCACUCGGCGCAACCCGGUCCCACGGGUGCUGUUGCGACGAGCCUCUGGGCGCGGAUCUGUGUCCUGCCCGCACCUUGCAGGCACAAGUGGUCCUGUUGAGGCGGGUGUUCCCGCUGCGGUUCUCGCCGGAUGGGUCUCCAGACGACGAACUUCCGUUGUUUCCCACGAGCGAGGGCCGCGUUUGCACCAAGGACGCCAUGGUCGCGCACAUCGCCGCGGCCGCGGACCUCCUCCAUCUGCGUGAGGCUGGGACAGACGGUGUGCAUCGGUGGACUGGCCAUUCACUGCGCGUCACAGGCGCGCGAUUCCUGGCCGGCGCGGGGCUUGACACGUGGGCGAUACAGCUCCUCGGAAGAUGGGGGUCCGACGCCGUCCUGGGGUACAUCGGGGACGCCCCGCUGGCUGUCGCGGGCUCCGCCGUGGACGAUGUCGUCCGCUUGGCGGCCAGUCAGAGCGUUCUGCCAGAGAGUGCCGUGCACCAGGCCAACGAUAUGUACGACAACCUGAAGGAGAGCUUGGCCCGUUGCGCAGACAACCCCACGCAGCGUCCGAACGCGCCAUCGACGUGUCCGGAGUAUCACCUUGCGGUAAAUCCGCAGUCUGGCAUCGUGCACAGGAUCGCGGCUGGGUACACC
Molecule: messenger RNA, 1086 nt
Organism: Prorocentrum cordatum
Lineage: Eukaryota; Dinophyceae; Prorocentrales; Prorocentraceae
Source: the annotation of a GenBank genome assembly